AUGCCCGUCGUUCUUCGCAAGCGCAAGGCCCCCGUCGAGUCUGCUCCACCUCCGCCAUCUAAGAAGAAGACCCCAGCCGCAAAGCCAGCCGCCAAGGCCAAGGCUGCGCCCGAGGCCAAAGCCGCAGCCAGCAAGACCAACGGCGCCGCCGCCGCCGCCGCCGCCGCGCCAGCCCAGAAGGCCGCCAAAGUCGCAGUCGGCGACUCCAUCACCCUCGCCGGCUUCGGGGGCGAAAUCGAGACGCAGGGUGGUGAGAAGAUCACCCUCCAGAAGCUUGUGGAGAAGAGUGAGAAGGGUGUCGUACUGUUUACGUAUCCCCGCGCCAGCACGCCCGGUUGCACCACCCAGGUUUGCCUAUUCCGCGAUUCCUACGCGCCAUUCAGCGCUGCGGGAUUCGCCAUUUACGGCCUCUCCAACGACAGCCCCAAGGCAAACACCACGUUCAAGACUAAGCAGAACUUGCCCUAUGAUCUCCUCUGCGACCCGAAGGCUACGCUGAUUGAGGCGAUUGGGCUUAAGAAGAGCCCUUCUGGCACUCAGCGCGGCUUGUUUGUCGUGGACAAGGAGGGGAAGGUGUUGGCUGCUGAGCCGGGUAGUCCUGCUGGCACUCAUGCUGCGGUGAAGAAGCUGUUAGGCGCUGAUUCGGAGGCUGCUAAGAAGGAGGAUGUUAAGGGGGCUAAGGCGGCGGCUGAUGUAGCUGAGGCGGCGGACAAGGUGGACGCCAAUGCUACUGUUGCAGAGCCAGUUAAGGCUUGAGCGUGUUAGGCUACUGUGAGAGAGGGGGUGUAUGCGACACGGAUCUUCUAUGUAUCCGCUGGCCAUGGGUUAUGAUGGACAGGGUAGCGUUUGUGUACGGGUUGUGCGGUGGCUUUGCUUGUAGCUUUAAAUAAAAUGGAAACAACUUGACUUAU
Pseudogymnoascus destructans is the source of this 911-nucleotide messenger RNA. RefSeq lists its product as uncharacterized. The coding region runs from base 1 to 756 and encodes 251 amino acids. Gene Ontology annotation, cellular component: cytoplasm. Gene Ontology annotation, molecular function: thioredoxin peroxidase activity. The record is from RefSeq and is a predicted model, not a curated record. Lineage: Eukaryota; Fungi; Ascomycota; Leotiomycetes; Thelebolales; Thelebolaceae. The transcript is spliced from 2 exons. Gene Ontology annotation, biological process: cellular response to oxidative stress; cell redox homeostasis.